Messenger RNA from Pollicipes pollicipes, 2182 nucleotides. Its product is annotated as malate synthase. Gene Ontology annotation, biological process: glyoxylate cycle. The annotation marks the transcript as partial. Lineage: Eukaryota; Metazoa; Arthropoda; Thecostraca; Pollicipedomorpha; Pollicipedidae. The transcript has 8 exons. Gene Ontology annotation, molecular function: malate synthase activity. The record is from RefSeq and is a predicted model, not a curated record. Gene Ontology annotation, cellular component: cytoplasm.
GCGCUGCCAACGUUCGCGGCGCAGUCAGCUGAGCUGCAGGCUGGCUGGACGGUGGCGCCUCUGCCGGCCGGACUGCGCGACCGACGGCUGGACUUAGGCGACGUGACGCCAGCCGACCUGGCUCGGCUGACGCUCGCCCUCAACACUCCUGCGUCUGGCGUCCAGGUGGACUUUGACGACGGCCACUGCCCGACCUGGCGUAACCAGAUGCUGGGCUGGCACCACGUGAUGCUGGCAUGCAGCGGCCAGCUGUCGGCGCCGGCGCUGGAGGCGGCGCCCGUGCUCAUGAUCCGGCCCAGGGCCUGGAACAUGACAGAGUACAACGUCCUUGUCGACGGGAGUCCGGUGCCGGGCGCGCUGAUCGACUUCUGCGUACUGAUGUUCCACUGCGGCUCUCGAUUGGCUGAGGCCGGUCGAGGUCCCGCCCUCUACCUGCCCAAGCUGGAGGCGGCACUCGAGGCCAGACUCUGGGCUCAGAUUUUUUCGUCUGGACCGAGCAGAAGCUGGGCAUGGAGAGAGGAACGAUUCGGAGCCUGUCUCAUGAUUGAGAACAUCCUGGCGGCGUUCGAGGUUGAGGAGAUGCUGUAUGAGCUGCGGGACCACUCCCUGGGCCUGAACUGCGGCAUGUGGGACUAUGCCGCCUCCUUUAUCAGCAAAUUUGCUCGCAGGCCGGAGUUCGUGCUGCCGGACCGUGGGCCUCACAUCACGAUGGAGGCGCCAUUCAUGGCUGCCUACUUGCGCCACAUGAUCGAGGUGGGCCACCGUCACCAGGUGCCCGUCACGGCCGGCAUGGCGCCGCAGAUCCUGCCUGACGACCCGGAGAUGAGGAACUCGAUCAUCACGGCCGUGGUGCUCUCCAAGCGCGCAGAGAUUGAGGCUGGAGUGGACGGCUUUCUGGCGUACGACCCGAACCUUGUGCCCGCUCUGAUGCAGUUGUGGGAGUUGCAGGUCCCACGGCAGGUAGCGUCACCUGACAACUCGCAGUUGCUGACGCUGCCGAAAGGCGGCGCUACCAGCGCCGGCCUGCACGAGAACGUGUGCGUGACGCUGCUAUUCAUCCACGCGUGGCUGCACGGACGCGGCCAGUUCGCGUACCGUAGCAGGGUGGAGGACUCAGCCACCGCAGAGAUAUGCCGCUCCCAGCUCUGGCAGUGGUGUCGGCACAAGACGGUGCUGACCGACACGGGGACCCCGGUGACACUGGAGGCGAUCCUGGAGGAGGUGAAGAUAGCGGUGACGCUGCUGGAGGAGGCCGGUACCGACGUCUCGGAUGCCGUGCCGCUGCUGAAGAGCCUGAUCCGCAGCUCCGAGUUCGUGCCGUUCAUCACCACUCACCUGAGCGAGCAGACCGUCAUCCAGGAGGCAGACUGAGCCGCGGGCUGAAAGACAGGGAGUCCAGUGUCCAGUGAAAGCCACUGAGUCCAUUCAGGGGUCCUUGAUUCAACAGAUCCCAGUACAGAGGUUCGGGACUCCGCAGAGUCUGGUGAGAAGGUCCGGACCUGGCUUGCUGAACUCGAAACAAAACAGAACAGGGCCCGACUGAACUCGUGCAAAGAUCCUGGACCCGACUGAGCACAGUAUAAGGACUCAAGACUUAUCUGGCCUAGGCGAGGAGGUUCUGGCUUUCUGCUGCGCCCGGUGCAGAGGCCAAUGACCUGGAUCUUUAUUAAGCCUGAUGCAGAGGUCUCGGAAUCUCUACUGAGCCUAGUGAAGAGGACCUGGAUCUUUACUAAGCCCAGUGAAGAAAACAUUGAUCUUCACUAAGCUCAGUGCAGAGAACCUGGAUCUCUUCUGAGCCCAGCGCAGAAGUCCUGGAUCUCUCCUGAGCCCAGCGCAGAAGUCCUGGAUCUCUCCUGAGCCCAGCGCAGAAGUCCUGGAUCUCUCCUGAGCCCAGCGCAGAAGUCCUGGAUCUCUGCUGAGCACAAUGCAGAAGUCCUGGAUCUCUACUGAGCCCAGCGCAGAGGUUCUGGGUCUCUACUGAGCCCGGCACAGAGGUCCUGGACUGCGACUGGGCGGGCCGGCACAGAGGUUCAAGUAUCCAGCCCAGCCUGGCACUGAAGCUAGGACUGCGAGAGCGGCCAGUGCAGUUUUGCAGCUAGCUGUAGUGUGGUGCUUCGCUGUGACGUGCUUCGCCGCUCACGCCUCCACGCAUGCCUCUCAAAUAUAAACUGAAACAGAGUCA